Messenger RNA from Callorhinchus milii (elephant shark), 3251 nucleotides. RefSeq names its product malic enzyme 2, NAD(+)-dependent, mitochondrial (gene me2). The transcript has 16 exons. Lineage: Eukaryota; Metazoa; Chordata; Chondrichthyes; Chimaeriformes; Callorhinchidae. Gene Ontology annotation, molecular function: malate dehydrogenase (decarboxylating) (NAD+) activity; malate dehydrogenase (decarboxylating) (NADP+) activity; NAD binding. Gene Ontology annotation, cellular component: mitochondrion. Bases 180 to 1928 code for a protein of 582 amino acids. The record is from RefSeq and is a predicted model, not a curated record. Gene Ontology annotation, biological process: malate metabolic process; pyruvate metabolic process.
GGAGAAUGUGACAGUUGGUGGGCGCCGGCACGCGAGGAGUAGUCAGAGCGGCGUCGAUCAGGUCCGAUGGCGCGAGGAAGUACCUGAGGGCGGCGACGAGAGAGAAGGGGGGGGAUUGCUUUCCCUCGGGCAGAGCAAGCGUUCCCUCACAGUCAGUCAGGCCAGAUUUAGUCGCAAACAUGUUGACGCAACUAAAAUUGGCUGUGAAAUCAUGUGCAUCCACGUGCAGAUACAUCCACCUAAAGGAGAUGGGCAAACCAUUGAUGCUGAGUCCCCGAACAAACAAGGGCAUGGCAUUCACAUUGGAAGAACGUCAGAUUCUUGGGCUGCAUGGACUUCUACCUCCCAAAGUAGAAACUCAGGACAUACAAGCAUUGCGUUUCAAGAAGAACCUAGGUGAUAUGGCCAAUGAUCUAGUAAAGUAUAUUUAUGUGAUGGGAAUCCAGGAACGAAACGAAAAGCUGUUCUAUAGAGUUCUACGUGAUGACAUUGAAAGGCUGAUGCCAAUUGUUUACACUCCUACAGUAGGUUUGGCCUGCUCACAGUAUGGACAAAUAUUUAGGAGACCAAAAGGUUUGUUUAUUUCUAUCCUGGACCAAGGUCACGUUAGGUCGAUCGUAGAGAACUGGCCAGAACCAGAUGUGCAGGCUGUGGUGGUAACUGAUGGAGAACGCAUAUUGGGCCUUGGAGAUUUGGGGGUUUAUGGAAUGGGAAUACCAGUUGGAAAGUUGUGCUUGUAUACAGCAUGUGCUGGAAUCAAACCUCAGAUGUGCCUUCCUGUCUGCAUCGAUGUUGGUACCGACAAUAAAGAUCUACUGAAAGAUCCCUUCUACCUGGGUCUUUAUCAGAAGAGAGACCGUUCACAACGCUAUUACGAUCUCAUUGACGAGUUUAUGGAAGCGAUUACAGAUAAGUACGGUCAAGGCACACUCAUUCAGUUUGAAGAUUUCGGAAACCACAAUGCCUUCACAUUUCUAAAGAAAUAUAGAGAGAAGUAUUGUACAUUUAAUGAUGAUAUUCAAGGGACUGCAGCAGUGGCGUUGGCGGGGUUGUUGUCAGCACGGAGGGUGAUUAACAAACCAAUCAGUGAGCACUGUUUUCUGUUUCUUGGGGCUGGAGAGGCAGCACUGGGCAUAGCUAAUCUGAUUGUAAUGGCAAUGAAGGAGACUGGAGUGCCUCAGGAGGAAGCACAGCGGAAAAUCUGGAUGUUUGACAAGGAUGGCUUGCUUGUCCUGGGGCGUUCAGAGGGGAUUCAAAGUGACCAGGAAUCCUUUGCCCAACCAAGUCCUAACCGCCAAGCGAAGACGUUUUUAGAUGCAGUUAAUAUAAUCCGGCCUACAGCGAUUAUCGGAGUGGCAGGUGCUGGCAGACUGUUCACCAGGGAAGUGAUUAGUGCCAUGGGGACCAUCAAUGAGCGUCCCAUCAUUUUUGCACUGAGUAAUCCAACUACAAAGGCUGAAUGCAGUGCAGAGGACGCAUACACGAUUACAGAGGGGAAGUGCCUUUUUGCUAGCGGCAGCCCAUUUGACCCAGUGACCCUGCCAGAUGGACGCACAUUCAAAUCGGGACAAGGAAAUAAUGCUUACAUCUUUCCUGGUGUGGCAUUGGGGGUGAUCUCAAGUAAGGCCCGUCAUAUCAGUGAUGAGGUCUUCUUGGAAGCGUCUAAGACAUUAGCUGAGCAGGUGACCGAUAAGGAACUGGAGGAAGGUGGACUUUACCCACACAUGUCUAAUAUUCAUGAAGUCUCCAUCCGCAUUGCAGUUAAGGUGGCAGAGUUCUUGUAUUCGAACAAAAUGGCUUUCCAAUACCCAGAGCCCAAGAACAAGGAGGAGUACAUUCGAAGAAAACUCUGGCGGACAGACUACGAGUCCUUUCUGCCUGAUGUUUACGACUGGCCAGAAUCUGUAACGAAAAUGACAAAUAAUUAGUAAUAGCACUUAUCUUGCUGAAGAAGGGACCGUCAGUACAAAAACUACACUGAAUAUGUUGUCUUUACUGGUAUCUAACUGCUCCUAGAUCUCACUUGCCAAAUUUUAUUUUGGGUUAAGUAACAUUUAAAAUAAUUUCACAUAUGAAAAGCCUUCUUCUUCGAGAUUUUUACUAAACUUUGGUCAUUUAAUAUUUUUAUUGGAAAGUAACGGUUUCUGUAUUUGUUAAACUCACGAGGAGUUCUAUCUCUCUCAUAACCCACUAAGUUAUAGCGCUGAACUAGUUUUCCUCUACCUUCAGUUCAAGAUGUGUUGACGUUUCAGUAGAGAAUAAAGAGACUGAUUUGCACUCGACAAAAACAUUUGACCCACCUCUCCCUCUGACAAAUCCUAUUUGCUCCCUCUUUAACAUAAAUGCAGCUUCUGUUUUAAGAAUACUUAGUAUGUCUAAAUGUUGAGAUGCUUCAUUAAGGUGUUCCCAUAAUGUUUUGCACAUUUGGUAUUGCUGUGUUCGCAUUGCUGGAGUGGAGCAAUAUCGAAGCCAUGUUUACACUGUCAGUGUGAACCAUAGUAUUUGAGUUGUGACAUUAUUUCUUUUUCCACCCCUGUCCAAAUUGUUGGUAAUUUAUUGUUAAAAGUCCCUUUAUGAGUGGUUUCGGAAAUCAGGGGAGAGCGGUGCAGUGCCUUCUUUACCAUCUAUGUGCAGCGGUGAAAGGAAUGAAUGAAUGAUUUUUUUUAAUAAGAGAGGUGAUGGCAGGACUGACUCUUUCCUAACGUGGUAGGUUUGUGAUCAUGACUGCUCAUGGCACUAUUUCAGGAGGUGCUGCACUAUUUAAAUAUAACUGUAAUAUCGGGUUUGCUGUAAAUAUUUGAGUAGACUGCCCUGUGUGUUCUAGACUGCCCUUGGAGAGACGAAAGCACUUGAAGUGGCUAACAAAGGGAUAGGGCUGCAGUGAUUAAGUGUGCUUGUUAGAUGUGGGAAAAUUGAGAAAUCUUUGGUUUUAUUUACAUAUAAAUUUAGUUUUUAGUUUUCCACUUCUCCAGUAUCUUGUGCAAUGAAAUUAAGGGAAUCAGUUUAGAUACUGUGAAUUGGUACGUAGACAAAUAAUGGCAAGUGAUGACGUGUUAAAGAUCCUAGCCCUCACCUUCAAAGCCCUGCAUGGCCUUGCUCCCUACCUCUGUGACCUUCUAACCGCCUACCAACCUGUCCACUCCCUCCGCUCAGCGGGCUCCGACCUGCUUCAUGUCCCCCCCCCUGCCGGCCCCACUAUUGGCAGGCAGGUCUUCAGCCUUUUGUCCCCCACCCUCUGGAACUCCAUCCCA